Caenorhabditis bovis is the source of this 1257-nucleotide messenger RNA. The record is from the annotation of a GenBank genome assembly. NCBI's taxonomy places the organism in Eukaryota, Metazoa, Nematoda, Chromadorea, Rhabditida, Rhabditidae.
AUGAAUUUAACACUUUACAAGCUCAUACUGCUCAUCGUUAUGAUAGGCGGCACGAUCAUCGCCGGCUUGUCGCCGAUGAAAGUGUUGAGCAAAUUGCGGCACGAGGCGGCCACCGCGCAGAGCUCAUCGAAGCACAAACACGUUUCAAUGGUCCUCUGCUUGCUAACAUGCUUUUCGGGCGGUGUAUUCCUGGCCACGUGCUUUUUGCACCUGUUUCCCGAGCUCGUCGAAAACGUCGACAAACUCAACGAAGUGUACGGCAUCCAUUUCGACUAUCCCGUCGCCGAGCUCCUCUCGUGCCUCGGCUUCUUCCUGCUCUUCUUUCUUGAGGAGACCAUCAUUUUGGCGAUACCUGCUCUAGCUCAUGGUCAUUCUCAUACUUCCAGCGACACCCAUCAUCAUCACCAUCAUCAUCAUGAUGACGCGCCGCCGCCACCGCCGCCAAAAGUGAACACCCAUUGCUGUAUGGUGGAGACGGUGGUGAAUGCGCCAAUCGAUGAGAAGAAGAAGCAUCUUGGUUUGGUCGAUGUCGCCGAUGAGACGACGAUGUUGACGAAAAGCGAUGAGGGCGACGGGCACUGUCAAACGCAUUGUCCGUUGACGGUUCACGAUCGAAAAGGCUCCAAUGAGUGUUUGGCGAAGGCAACGCACACAUUUGCACCAGUGGCGUUCGCCGAGCCGGAGCGUUGUGAAACCAAUUGUGAUGAUGUUGACGAGGACCCGCCGAUUUUGAUGAAAUCGCGCCCGCACGCUCACUCGCAUGGCGUUCGCUCAGUGACAUUCGUGCUCGCCUUGGGCAUCCAUUCGAUCAUCGAAGGAUUGGCGUUCGGCGUUCAGGAUAAUGCCGCCGAGGUGUCGGCGCUGUUCAUCUCGCUCAUGGUUCAUAAGGUGAUCGUCGCGUUCAGCGUCGGCCUCCAAUUGUUCCGAACUCACGCUCAUCAAUUGAAAUGGGUCGUCAUCUCGAUAAUGACGCUUGCCUGCAUGACCCCUCUUGGCGCCAUCAUCGGGCUGCUCGUGAGCACGACGACAGAAGAAGCCGCAUGGAAGGACAUCACUAUAACAAUUCUGCAAGGCCUCGCCGUCGGCACCUUCCUCUACGUCACCUUUUUCGAGGUGCUGCUUCAUGAGCGCGACAACGAGCAUCCCAAUCUGCUCAAGCUUCUCGUCAUGUUCAUCGGCUUCAUGCUCAUCGGCGCACUGCGCCUCUUCGAUUCGCACGAUCACGCUCAUUCGCAUUCACACGACACAUUGGUAUGA